UUUGAUCUCGUCUGGCGGCAGUGAGCAGUAAAGCGCUACCAUGGUUACCUGUCUGAUGGUUCGGGUUUGCAUGUGUCUAACGCUAGCCCAGCUCAACAGAGCAGGUAGUCCGCGAGACGCUCAGGGAAGGUCGGCCGGCCUGCUCGAGCAGUCUGACGUCAACGGGCAACAGUUUGAGGCAGGUCCUCGAGACCGGGCCAGGGCCGACCGAAGAUCCCCAGCGCCGGUUUGGCGGUUCCUCCAAGGGAGAGGAAAUGGUCCAGGACUACCAGAUUCCAACCAGCCACAGUUCCGCUGCAGUAAUGACACACUGACCCUGCGCUUUUCACCCACCCGAUACACCAAUCUGCGUCUGGAAGAUGGGACACCGUUGUUGAUGCUGCCUGACAGGUGUCAUGGUUCCAUUCACAUUUAUAGGCGGUAUCUGCUGGUGACGCUUCCCUAUACUGGCUGCUAUUCAACAACGCAGCUUGAAGAGGGUGGAUACAGCCCAUUGAAACUGAUUAUUUUGACAAGCUGCUGCAGAAGAACAUGAUGGGCAUGGCUGUCUGUGAGAAUCCAGAAGUGUCUCCACUGGUAACUUGUGGAACGAGUAUCACUGUGAAGCUGCCUCGUGAAACAAAACUAAAGGAGGUUAAAGAGCUUGAUGAUUUUGUUUAUGACGGAUACUCUGUGAGCCAAUGGAAGACCCCCAAUGCUUUGUUUGUUCAAAUAUCAAAGUUACCAGACAAGGAUUCUGGCUUUGAACUGGUUUAUUUAGAUUCUACUGGGAAACUGCACACAAAGUUGGCAAUUUGUUACCAAAAACAGUUGAAGCAUCGUGUCGCGCGAGCGCUAGAGGAACCAGACAUUUUUGAACUGUGGGACUUUGAAGAGACUCCUGUUGAACCAUUUGAUCCGGACACAACGUCAACGAAGUUGCAAUCCAUACAAGACGCAACAACUCAAGUGCUUCACUCAGAAACGGAUCCAGAAGAUGACUGUAUGACCACUCAAGCACCUAACUCGGAAACGGAUCCAGAAGAUGACUGUAUGACCACUCAAGCACCUAACUCAGAAACGGAUCCAGAAGAUGACUGUAUGACCACUCAAGCACCUAACUCAGAAACAGAUCCAGAAGAUGACUGUAUGACCACUCAAGCACCUAACUCAGAAACGGAUCCAGAAGAUGACUGUAUGACAACUCAAGUACCUAAUUUAGAAAUGGUUACGGAAGACGAUAGUACAGGAUUGUUUGAAUUGUGGGGAAUUGAAGACAUUCCUGAAGAGCCCUACAUUGAAUUAGAUGAGGAGAUUACCUCUACCGCACCCUCUGUGACGACCACCCCCGCCCCCUCAAUCACAACCACCAACUCAACCAAGACCACAGUGGCCGUGUCAACAAUAAGUUGUCCAUAGUUUGCCCCCCGAAGAAUG
Messenger RNA from Etheostoma spectabile (orangethroat darter), 1416 nucleotides. RefSeq names its product mucin-5AC. Lineage: Eukaryota; Metazoa; Chordata; Actinopteri; Perciformes; Percidae. The record is from RefSeq and is a predicted model, not a curated record. The transcript has 6 exons. The coding region runs from base 532 to 1398 and encodes 288 amino acids.